UCCAAUCCAAUCCAAUUCGAUUCAAUCGAAGGACCAAAAAUGGCGUCCCUUUUCAAGCUCAUCUCUCUUCUUUUCCUCGGAGCAGUGAUCUCCUCCUCCGUCCCCUGUCACGCGAAGACUUGCUCCGGCUACACCUUCUCCGGCGGCAGAUCUUUCAGCUCCUGCACCGACCUCCAGCACCUGGGCGCCGCCCUCUACUACAACCACGACGCCUCCGAGAACGCGGUCUCCGUCGCCUUCAAGGCCCCGCAGAGCUCCACCGGCUGGGUCGCGUGGGGGCUCAACCCGAACAGCACCAAGAUGGUCGGCACGCAGGCCGUCGUCGCGUUCCACCACUCCAACGGCAGCCUGGUCGCCUACCCCACGCGGCUCGACAGCUACGCCCCCUCGAUGCAGCCGCAGCCGCCGCUGAGCUUCCCGGUGACCGACGUGUCGGCGGAGUACGUCAAGAAGGAGAUGAUCAUCUUCGCGACCCUGAGGCUCGCCGGCGGCGCCACCAAGUUCAACCAAGUCUGGCAGGAAGGCAGCACAGUGUCCCACGACGUUCCGCAGGCACACUCCAUGGCCGGCGACAACAUCAAAUCCUUGGGAUCCAUUGACUUCCAGUAAUUAAGUAAAAUCCAUGCACGACUAGUUAAUUAUUACUAUACUCGAGCAGAAGCUUUGUGCAUUGCUUCUGCAACUAUAGAUAUGUGUGAAUUACCUCAUCAUCUUCUACUGCAUCAUCAUCAUCAAUAAAAUAUAUUUUCAGGAUACUUAAA
Zingiber officinale is the source of this 761-nucleotide messenger RNA. RefSeq names its product cytochrome b561 and DOMON domain-containing protein At3g59070-like. The transcript has a single exon. Bases 40 to 609 code for a protein of 189 amino acids. Lineage: Eukaryota; Viridiplantae; Streptophyta; Magnoliopsida; Zingiberales; Zingiberaceae. The record is from RefSeq and is a predicted model, not a curated record.